GAGCGAAUUGUCUUACUAUGGUGAAACGAAAGAUUUUUUUUUAAACCAUUUUUCUAUCGCAAUUUUUUUUUUCUUUGUUUCGUAACCUAUUCAGGUAUUACGAUUUGAUUUGAGGCAAUGUCGUUGAAGUGCGUUAACUCAGCGCGCUCGCCUUGGACACACCCUUCACUACCAUGGUGACAUCAGCUCUUAGACAGAAGCUUCAUGCCAAGAAGCCAGGGCUAUUUAAUUUAUUAAUCUAUGCAGCUGUGCCUAGAGACUGGAAUCUGUUGCUUUUCUUAUGAAGCACGAGGUGUCCGAUAUAGAUACUCAACAGAGCACGCCAAUACAUACUGACUACGGGGAGCCGCUGAGAAGAGUUUUUUUUUUCUUCACAAAAUGAAGUUUUCAGGACUUUGGACAGUUCUCUGUCUACUUCUGGUAGACACAGAGCGAGGCUGCUUGGGUAGCUGCAAUCCAGUGAGGAGAAUGGGAAACCCCACCGGACGCUUUGCCAAUGCCACUUUGGUUCGCCUUGCUGAGUAUUUGAGUGCUGGGUACAAGAAAGGUGUGCGUCCCGUACGAGACUGGCGACAAUCAACCAUGGUGGCCAUCGAUCUUAUGGUGUAUUCCAUUCUGAAUGUGGAUGAGAAGAACCAGGUUCUGACUACAUAUGUGUGGUACAGGCAGCAAUGGGUUGAUGAAUUCCUUGUCUGGAACCCUGAAGACUUUGAUGAUGUCAAGCAAGUGUCCAUCCCUACCGCCAACAUCUGGGUGCCAGAUAUACUCAUCAAUGAAUUCGUGGAUGUGGGGAAGUCCCCGGACAUUCCCUAUGUGUACGUGGGGAACAGGGGGCUGGUGCGGAACUACAAGCCCAUCCAGGUGGUGACGGCCUGCAGCCUGAACAUCUACAACUUCCCCUUCGACGUCCAGAACUGCAGCCUCACCUUCCAGAGUUGGCUGCACACCAUUAAUGACAUUAACAUCUCCCUAAUGAGAACACCAGAGGAUGUGCGGGUGGACAAGAACGUCUUCAUGAACCAGGGAGAGUGGGAGCUGUUGCACGUCCUGACAAAGUACAAGUCCUUCAGCGUCGACGGGAACGACCACUACGCGGAAAUGAAGUUCCACGUUGUGAUUCGACGGAGACCUUUGUUCUACACAGUCAACCUCCUCCUGCCCAGCAUAUUCCUCAUGGUGAUGGACAUAGUGGGUUUCUACCUACCCCCGGACAGUGGAGAGAGGGUCUCCUUUAAGAUCACUCUGCUCCUGGGCUACUCGGUCUUCCUCAUCAUCGUGUCCGACACACUGCCAGCCACCGCCAUCGGCACCCCGCUCAUCGGUGUCUACUUCGUGGUGUGCAUGGCCCUGCUGGUGAUCAGCUUGACGGAGACGGUGCUGAUCGUCCGCCUGGUUCACAAGCAGGACCUCCAGCCGCGGGUCCCGGAGUGGGUCAAAUACCUGGUUCUGGAGAGGGCCACGGCCUUCCUCUGCAUCCGGAGCCGGCGCCAGUUCUGUCCCGUCCUGUCCCGAGGACCUGACCUGCCCCACUUUAGGGAGAACAACAUGAAUAUGGUCAGAUGCAAUCACCGCAGCUGUGAAAGCACAAAGGACACGGAGAGGGGGCUGGGCAUGGGCCUCUCCGCCCGGGACGGCGUCCCCGUCCUGGACAGCAUCCUGCGGGAGAUCUCCUCCAUCCGCCAGUUCCUGGACAGGCGGGACGAGUGCCGGGCCAUCGCCAGGGAGUGGCUGCAGGUGGGCUAUGUCCUGGACGUGCUGCUGUUCCGCGUCUACCUGGUGGCCGUGCUGGCGUACAGCAUCACCCUGGGGACCCUGUGGUCCGUGUGGCAGAACUCCUGAUAGGCUGACACCUGCCCCC
Molecule: messenger RNA, 1858 nt
Organism: Anguilla anguilla (European eel)
Lineage: Eukaryota; Metazoa; Chordata; Actinopteri; Anguilliformes; Anguillidae
Gene: htr3a
Product: 5-hydroxytryptamine (serotonin) receptor 3A
Exons: 9
Coding region: 379-1839 (486 amino acids)
Biological process (GO): regulation of membrane potential; nervous system process; signal transduction
Cellular component (GO): neuron projection; synapse; postsynaptic membrane
Molecular function (GO): neurotransmitter receptor activity; transmembrane signaling receptor activity; extracellular ligand-gated monoatomic ion channel activity
Source: RefSeq, a predicted model, not a curated record